GUCAAUACAGCUCUUCUUUAUUUAUUUUUUUUUAUUUUUUUUACUAGUUCGUGAUGAAAUCAAAUCGUCGUCUUUUAUUUGCUCUUGCUAUACCCUUUCUCUUUCAUUCUUCCUUUGCCGAAAAAACUGCAGAGCAGUAUUUGGCAGAAGGAAACCAAUAUUUAACUACUGGCAAAUUAAACGAUGCUCUCAUGAGUUUUGAUGCUGCUAUUCAACAAAGACCAUCCGACUAUAUCUCAUACUAUAAAAGAGCCACUGCUUAUUUAUCACUCGGUAGAACGAGUGCAGCUAUUGAUGACUUUUCAACCAUUUUAAACUUGAAGCCUGGCUUUGAGAAGGCACUUUUACAGCGUGCCAAACUCUAUGCUGCUGAUGGUGAAUUUUCACUUGCUAAAAAAGACUUGCUAGAACAUAAAGACAAUCAAUCCGACCCACAAGUCAAGGCUUUACUUGAUUCUGUGGAAUUUGCUGAAUCACAAAGUGUGUUGGGUCAAACAGCUUUUGAGGAUAGACAGUAUGAACAGUGUAUUCAACAUAUGACUGAAGUGAUUCGUGUGGCUCCUCAAAGACCUCAAUGGCGACUUGUUCGUGCCAAGUGUCAUAUUGGAAAGAAUGAGAUUGAAGAAGCAGCCAAUGAUUUCACUCGUGUAGCACAUCUAAACCCUUCUGACAAACAACUCUUGUACAACUUGGCAUCCCUCAACUACUUUUCACUUUAUGAGCCUGAUAGAGCAUUGACUCAAGUCAAACAAUGCAUCCACUAUGACCCUGAAGAUCGUGCCUGUAAAUCUCUUUUUAGACUGAUCAAACGUAUUGAAAAGGAAAUCAAGAAGAGUACAGAUGCCCAGAGUCAAAAACGAUUUGCCACUGCCAUGAAUGCCUUGAUAGGUACUAGAUCUAAGCCUGGUAUUGUGAAUGAUAUUGAUGCACCCUAUCAAGCCAUUCUUCAAGAAAUGAAUGCCGCUAGCUUACCCAAGUAUCUUCAUCUUAAGAUCUUCUCUUUAGCAUGUGCUAUUGCCUCAGAAAACAAAGAUACAGAUAAAGCCAAUAAAUGGUGUCAAGCUACCUUAGAAUUAGAUCCCGACAACAAAGAUGCCCUGAAGCAACUAGGUGAAAUGAAGCUAAAUGAUAAUGACUUUGAAGGUGCUGUGCGAGAUUUAGAGAAAGCAUUUGAAGCAAGUGGACAACAAGACCAUCAAAUUAGACAACUGCUACAGCGUGCACAACAACUAUUAAAGCAAAGUAAAAAGAGAGAUUAUUACAAAAUUUUAGACAUUCCUAGAGACGCUGAUAGUCGAUCCAUUAAAAAAGCAUACCGUAAAAAGGCACACGAAUGGCACCCUGAUAAAUACUCUGGCGAAUUAGACAAAAGCCAAGUAGAAAGUAAAAUGGCAGAUAUUAAUCAGGCUUAUGAAGUACUCAGUGAUCCUGAAAAACGAGAGCAAUUUGAUAAUGGCUUUGAUCCUUAUGACCCUGAAUCUAACCAACAACAACAUCAUCACAACCCUUGGGGACAUCAACACAAUGGUAAUCCUUUUGCUCAUUUUGGUGGUGCAGGAGGAUUUCAUUUUGGUGGACAAGGCCAACAAUUCUCUUUUCAUUUUUAAUAAUAAAGG
Messenger RNA from Gilbertella persicaria, 1616 nucleotides. RefSeq lists its product as uncharacterized. Bases 54 to 1607 code for a protein of 517 amino acids. The record is from RefSeq and is a predicted model, not a curated record. The transcript has 5 exons. Gene Ontology annotation, molecular function: misfolded protein binding; protein-folding chaperone binding. NCBI's taxonomy places the organism in Eukaryota, Fungi, Mucoromycota, Mucoromycetes, Mucorales, Choanephoraceae. Gene Ontology annotation, cellular component: endoplasmic reticulum. Gene Ontology annotation, biological process: protein folding in endoplasmic reticulum.